AUGGGCACACACAAGAUCGACAGUGAUGUCAACAAGAUUCAAAAGACCUCGCCAUUGCUCAACCUCCCAGGCGAGUUACGAAACCGUAUCUAUCACGAGACUCUCGCAGCCAGCAGGCAACCGCCCAACGUAUUCCACCUCAGCAAAGAAUCCAUGGAACCUCCCCUCCUGACAACCUCCCCUCAAAUCCGCACCGAAGCCAGCGGCAUUUUCUACGCCAACACAAUCCUCCAAUUCACCGACCCAGAAGUCUGCAUUCGUCGCCUCACCACCCUCACCCCAAAACUUGUCCAUGUCAUCCCGGAGCUCCGCUACGAUACGUCGGAGACUUGUACCGCUGCGACGUCUUGGAGAACUGCUUCUUGCGAAAUCCCUGGUUUGGAUGAAGAUACGAAAUUGGAGAAUUUGAGAGAUGAGCUUGCGAGGAAGGGGAUUCGGUUGAGGACUGGUGUUUUGAAGGCUAGGAUUUUUAUUGCGGAGAGACCGUAUUGGUCGAGUGAUCCGCUUUCUGCUUGUUUGGAUGCGGUUGGGUUGAGGGUUUUGAAUUCGAGAAUCAGGUGCUUAGCGCCAAGCAACAGUGAAAGAAUGACCGGGCUCAAGCAGAGGCUCUUCAACCUCCCUUAUGAGCUCUUCGGUCGGAUCGGGGCUGAGGUAUUCGAUUCUCAAGACACGAAUCAGUUCAUCAACGUCACGCCGGAGUUGAGACCACCAAUGCAACUCACAGUCGACAAGACCACUCGCGACACAUUCGCAGAAUGGUAUUACGGAAACCACAUCUUCUGGCUUUCUUGCCAGAAUCUCACAACCCUCUUCCAAUGGCUGCGAUCUCUUCCAACCCACCAUCGUCUCCUGAUCAACCAAGCCAACAUCCGAAUCCAUUCCACCCGACGCCACCCACUUCCAACCUUGAGACUUCGAGACAUGUUCUUCAACCUCGAACCCCUCAUCCCAGACCUCCCCCUCGACAGAUACCAUCUCGAACCCCCAAACAGAGCCUCCACGCUCCAAAUCUUCCAUCCCCGAUUCCUCCUCGUACGCCAAGUUUUGAGGAGAAUCAAGCAACAAUACGGUCCGUGUGCGUGCAGAUCGAGAGGAAGUCGAGGUCCUCCUCCCGAUCGUUUCGGCGUCCUUCUCGCCUACACGUUACUUUCGCAGAAACUUCUCCGUGCGCUUGGCGAUGAUUACACGGCAUUGAGUCGCAUGCUCCCGGAUGCUUUGACGUGUUACAGGAUUCGGGAGGUGCAGUUUGAGGUGAAAUUCGCGGUUAUGAACGUGGUUCCGCAUCGAACGAACUACGCUACGGCCUGCGAAUAG
Molecule: messenger RNA, 1314 nt
Organism: Pseudocercospora fijiensis CIRAD86
Lineage: Eukaryota; Fungi; Ascomycota; Dothideomycetes; Mycosphaerellales; Mycosphaerellaceae
Exons: 3
Coding region: 1-1314 (437 amino acids)
Source: RefSeq, a predicted model, not a curated record